Messenger RNA from Cimex lectularius (bed bug), 10518 nucleotides. RefSeq names its product serine/threonine-protein kinase SMG1 (gene nonC). Gene Ontology annotation, biological process: phosphorylation; nuclear-transcribed mRNA catabolic process, nonsense-mediated decay. The transcript has 51 exons. The coding region runs from base 240 to 10316 and encodes 3358 amino acids. The record is from RefSeq and is a predicted model, not a curated record. Gene Ontology annotation, cellular component: nucleus. Gene Ontology annotation, molecular function: protein binding; protein serine/threonine kinase activity. Lineage: Eukaryota; Metazoa; Arthropoda; Insecta; Hemiptera; Cimicidae.
UCUAAGCUUAUUUCCGAGAGGUUACAAUAAGGGGAAAAUAAAAUAAAAUUAAUUAAAUAAAAAAAUAUAUAACAAUAGAAAAAAAAAUAAAAUAAAAAAAGCAGUUUAACUACAGAUGAACGGACAGGUGUAUGAGUGGAAAAGUGCAUGAAAUAAAGAGUUUCGAUAAAAUAGUGAACUGUGACUACAAGUGGUGUAAAAAUCCCAGGAUCCGCGGGUCGAUUAUGUGAUUGGUCCCGAUGCUGAGCGGAAGCGGGGAAAGCUCCAAGUCCCCGAAGGGCAAGGAGGAGAAGAAGUCGUCGAAGGAGGAGGCGAAGGGUCGCCACAUCCCGAGCAUAGUCGUGACGAGGGGUCGAUCCGAGGCAAGGAGCAAGGCGAGGAAGAAGGACGAUUUCAUCGGGAGGACCCGCAGUUUCGGUGACGAGAGGCGAGGAGGGUUCAGGGGACGUGGGAAACGUCCGGACGACUACUCAGCUCGAAGGUUCCAGGAGAACAAGAAGACACAUGAAACCAGCCAGUACAAAACGGACUAUGUCCCGCUGGUGUAUCUGCCCGAGGACUCGAGGAUUUCAACCUGUCUCAGGCGCCUCGCACGCGAGGAGGAUGAGAAAAAAUUCACCUCCCUCUGCAAAAUGCUGCAGGAUUCUCUGUCACUCCCUGAGAAUGCGGCUUACAUCCAUAGGUCGCUCGUAAUGAUACUAGAAUCGCUUUUUGAGCUCAUGUGCACCGGGAUGACCCAGCAGUGCAGAAAAUGGUCGGCGCAGACGCUUGGCCAUGUCGGCUAUGUCCUCGAAAAGGAUUUCAACAGAUUCAUGGAUUGGAUUUUUAGUAAAUUUAAUUCAGAAAAGAAAGAUUGCAACAGAGUUCUGAUCAUGACAGCAGUUCUUGAACUUUCAAAACUCGAUAAAAAGGUUCCAAAACUUAAUGAAUAUGCACAGCAAUUGAUGGCUGGAAUUAGGGAAAUAAUGGAGAUAACGGACGUCGGCGAUAUUUUCAUGGUUACGACUGAAAUAACGCUGACUCUGACCCACCGGUAUCCGGAGACAUUCACGCAAUAUUUCCACGACAUGAUCGACAUCAUAGUAGGCUGGCACAUAGAUCCGAUGCAGACCCCUGCUGUCACGAAAUGUGCGACACGUUCGCUAAAACGGCUCGCGCCGUACUGGCUUCAGGACAUGUCCUUCACCGUCACCCUCCUCCAACAGUUCCUCGAGGAUACGGACACAUGCUUCGAGGAAAUGGCAAGCCCUCAGGAGCUGUCCGAGGACGAAAUUCAGAUCUCGAACACGGACCAGCUCAGCAAAAUCACAUCUUUUAUCUUAGUUUUCAAGUCUGUAUUUAAAGGGUUGGAUAAAAAUAUGGAUCCAGCCGUUUGUCCCAGCGUAACUUGGGAAUUCUUAGAGAAAUCGUUGACUAAAGUUAUCACUAUUGUAUUAAGAAGUUUGACUGUUACUGUUCACAGCAACCUAAUAAUUGCUGGGAACAAAUGUAUAAUAUUAAUACUUAAUUUUUUAAAUUCGGACUCUGAUGAGGUGUACAGCGUCCUGUUGAAUUACAUAUAUACGCUUUUUUCGCUGAAUGCUAUGUCAAAAAAGGCUUUAGCAUCAUUGUUCAGACUUGUCGCAAAGAUCUUAGAUUCAAUGCCGAGCAAGACAACACCUGAGUUUGUCGAUACGCUGCUCAAACCGGACUCGAUAGUCUUGAAAAAGAGGCUGUCCGUGAUAGAGCUGGAUGUACUCAAAGUUUAUGAAUCUUUGCUGCACCAUUCCCAGCUGCCCAUUUUGCUCUGCGCCUAUGGACAUGUUGUCGCGGAUUUAGAUGCUGCGUUGCGAACGAUCAAGCCGAACAUGGAAACGCUGGUCAUCGGUGAGAAUAACCUGCAUAAAAAUACAUCCUACGAUAAAGAGAUAGUCGAAGAGAUUGUUAUUUUUCUUUUAAGAGCUAUCGCCGAAUUAGCUCAGGCGAAUAAUCCAGUUACUUCGCUUUUCACACUGAAGCCGACAAUCUUCGACAUUCUCGCCAUCCACCUUCCGUCUGCUUUCAGGCCCGCGAGUUACCCAAAACUCCACAUAGCUUACAUGAAACUGCUCAAAUCCCACUGCACGAGGAAUAAUUAUUUUGUCUCCUCGGCUAAGAUUUUGGCACAAACGAGCAAAAGGCAGCACUUGGUGGAUGCGCUUGGUAUAGAAACGCCUCAGAGUUCUGCGCCAUCUGGUACGCAGAUGGUCACGAUUAUCAACUUGCUCAUCGAGAACCUCGUCGACAUCCUUGAAGAGAAGAACAAAAUUUUUAUAAUGCAAUGGGUAAACGAACUUCUUACCGUGACCAACCGCCAAUACAAAAGCCUGUUAAGCUCAGUGGAGAUGCUAGAGCUUGUCAAAGGGCUGUGCUAUGCUUGUGCCGAUUUCAGACCCAACCUCACACUCCAGGGUGUCGCUGUCCUCCAAAGCAUCGUGACCAAAUUUAAAGGAUUAUGGCCGCCUGAAAUUAUGAGUAAGCUGCUCGACCUGUGUAUAUAUUUUAUGAACUCAUCCUGCCCUGAGAUAAGGAAGAGAUUCCAUCUUUUGAUGAUGGCGUUACCAUCACUGAUCGUGACAUUUUCAAUCAACAACUGCGCUUCUUACAAAUUCAGUAUGAUGAACAAGCUGAUGCUUAGAAAUUAUCAAGAAAUGGCUCGGAGUAUGACAGGAGAGAUGACGGCCACGCGGUUCAAGCAGUUAAUGAACUACAUGCUCUUUGAGGAGAGCGUCGACCCGGAGUUUAAAUGGAUGACAGAAAUCCUAGCGAGCGGUUGGCCGGUGAUGGAGCUCGGCUACCAGCACGGCUUAGAAGCGAUGAACAGCCUCGGACUCACGACCGAAUGGCUCGCUUUUCAAGCAGCGUGCCUCUGCAGGGACAGUAAGCUGCGCACCGCUCUCGGAAAACCACUUGGGACAUUCACAGCCAUCGAGGUUGCUAUUCGUGAUCUCGCAUUGGAGACAAAACUUAAUAAAAACAUGCUGAAGACCCCUGCGACGGGAAGGCGUGUAAGGAUGCUCGUACAGUUUGUGGAGCAGCUUGAAAAAGCGCUUUAUAACGCUGCAGAAGGGACAGCAUCGGCUUUUCCCCUAAUCACAAAACAAGCCGUCAAGUCGUUUUUCUGUUUGAACCGUGGCUCCUGUUAUGAGUGGUUCACAAGGAUACGGUUUGCCAUACUGGUCGUCUCGCUCCAUUGCGGCCUCUCAGCCGCCUCCGUCCGGCACGGAUUUGCCCUUUUGCAGUCACACUUGGACAACAACUCAACGAAUACACCUGAGUUUCAAAAUAUCCUGCUCAACGUCGGCUGGGCAUUGGCAAAUAUGGGCGAGAAGGAGGCCAUACAAGGCCUAUACGAAUGGGCCAAGAACACGGCCAAUGUCAAAGAGCCAAUCCUGGAACCCUUGAUACACAUGGCAGCAAGGAGGUACGAAUCAGCAACAGAAGGGUUUGAAUCUCUUGCCAAAGAAAUUAUGUCUAACUCUACGGAAACUGACAAUAAUGAAAGUUCCGACAUAGCUCAACAAAUCAAAAAUAAGACUGAAAUGAGAAAAAUCUUCAUAGCAGAUCAAUUGACCGAGUCCUAUCUUGCGUUGAACAACUGGCAGGAUUUGCUGAAUUGGAAAAAAACAGAAUCAGAUUUUCUCUCUAAUGAAAAUGGCUGUUCGACGAGGCGAUAUAAGCAUGUCAGUUUGAACUUCGUCGAAACGAUCGCCAAAUUCGACGAAGGCGAGUAUGAAGCGGCCAAAGAAAUGUUUACGUGGAACGGCGAUGAUCGCGAGAGCCUCCUUACGAUGGAUAGAUGCCGUUGGGAUUACAACAACCUUCUUGAGGAGGUCGACUACAUAUUGAAAUGUUCCCUGAUCAAAAAUCACAAACAUUUAUUUUUUAGCUUGAAUUCGAGAGCGAAGUACGACGAGGCGCAAUCCUUGGCUGAGAGCAUUAUUGAGGAGUGCGUCAAAGAUUCACCCUCGGAACUGCUUGGUAGAGCGGCGUUACUUAAAUUCACAUCAUAUUCCCUUUUGAACAGUACCAAUUACGUCGUAUCACAGUUCUACGGAGGCGAUUAUUGGUGGAAAAAAUGCAUCAAAUCGCCUGAAAUGGAACGUGCCGUUUGGUGGGGCAAUGCGCUCAACAAGAUGAAAAAAGGGGAGCCGUCUCGCGAGUCGAAAAACUUUAUACUUCAGUGCGUGAAAGUGGCCAGGAAGACUGGCAAUUUAAAAUACGCGACACGAGUAUUACUCUUGCAUUUGAAAUCGACAGACAAGACUCUCAAAGAUGUGGCAGAAAAUUACAUUUCAGCGACACCGAAAGAUUUUACUUCGCAUGAAGCUAUGAUACAAGUUUCUAAAUUAAUGAAAAAGUGUGGGCAGAGCAGACAGGCUAUGAGAUUAUCUGCGACAGUAGCUUUGAGGCUGCAAGAGUCGUCAAUGCCCGAGUUGAUAAUGCUGAGCUCGAAAGUGCUGAGAAACAUCGCCGCUGAAUUCAAGACUGGGAAAUCUUCCGAGCUUAAGUGUCCUGAACUCGAUAAGGUCUUUGAGUAUGAACAGACGAAUGGAUUCGGCUCUCAUUUUGAAGAUUUGAAUUGUUUUAGGAAAGUAUCGGAGGACUGCAGUGGUUCAAACGAUGAAGAACUCCUGACUGGGCGGCUCCUGCGCCUCUCGCUUAGUAUCUGGCCGAUGUCGAGCAAAUCAUGGGAGCGGCUGGCUGCCUGGGCUUACGCUGGUGGUGUCAAAGAGUCGGCAAAAGGGAUCGCUAGCACGCCGGAAGAAAGGGCGGCGCUCGAGUCCGAACUGCCGCAGGGCGUGACGGUCCAAGCUGUGAGCAAUAUGCUCGCGGCGUACCACUCGCACGAAGUCGACGUCGACACUGUCUCAUCUGAAAUGAUCGAGCAGCAGUUACGAGAGCUGGGGACAUUUUCAAACGAACAGAUCAAAAGCCUUCUUGACAUUUGGAAAAAGACUCACUCCAGGGUCUAUACCUACUUCAGACUUUCAGCCUACUCAUACUUCAGAUACAUUCAAAUUUCUGAAUAUCAUGAGGAGGAUAAUGUGAUUGUAACAGCGACGCUUAGAUUAUUAAGGCUCAUCGUCAGACAUGCGACAGAGUUGCAACGGGUCGUCGAAAACGGUCUUUCCACAACUCCGACUGCUCCGUGGAUCGCCAUCGUCCCUCAGCUGUUUUCCAGGCUGAACCACCCGGAGCCUUAUGUCAGGAAGAGGGUUUCCGAGCUCCUUAUAAGAAUCGGAAACGACUCCCCUCAUCUUAUAACAUUCCCAGCUAUAGUCGGUUCAGGAUCGAAUACCAUGCCUACAACUAAGUUGUUGACGAUUAUGAAAUAUGACGACAAGAGUAAAGUUAAAGGACAUGAAGAGGGUGAGGAGGAAAACGACGAAGAGGAAGAGGUUGAUGAUGACGAUGAUGAUGGAAAUGAUGAUGAGAUGAAGGUGCCAAAUGAAAAAGCGGCUGUUCUUGAAAACAGUUUUGGUCUCAUACUCGAAGCGCUUUCGAGAAAGUACGGCGAGGAGAUAAACCAGGUCAAGACGCUUAUAGCCGAACUGAGACGUAUUACGCUCCUCUGGGACGAGCUGUGGCUAGGCACGCUCAACCAGCACCAGCCAGACAUAAGCCGAAGGUUCACACAGCUCGGCAACGAGGUGAAAUGCACCGAAACGAAUUUCAACCUUUCUCAAGAAACAAAACAAUUCAUAAUCGCUGAAAAAUACAGGCUGAUACUUAAACCACUGUUAUUUGUGUUGGAACAAUUGCGUGCAAUAACUUUUGUUACUCCUGAGACACCUCAUGAAAAGAAUUUCCAAGAAAAAUAUGCGAAAGACAUUGAGAAUGUUUUGACCAAGUUGAAACAGCCUGAUGAUCCAAGGGACCCAAAUGGUGCAUUGCAAGCUCUUGGUGUUUUGCAGAGCAGUCUUCAGGCGAGUUCGUGCUCUGGUCGCCGUGGCGGUGGGCAGCUCUCAAUGAAGGACAUAUCGCCAGCACUUGGUAAACUGAAAUUGUCUAAAAUUGCUAUGCCGGGUGUUGUACGAGAUCCGGCGACCAUCAAAUCCAUCGCUGAUACGGUCAUAGUCCUCCCAUCCAACACCAAACCUAAAAAACUAGUCUUUAACGGGUCAAACGGUUUAAAGUAUACAUACCUUUUUAAAGGACUUGAAGAUUUGCACCUUGAUGAAAGGAUCAUGCAGUUUCUGUCGAUAGCCAAUUACAUGUUAAAAGAGACAAGCCUGAGGGCGCACCAUUACUCGGUCGUUCCUCUUGGGCCUAGAUCGGGUCUGAUAAGCUGGGUUGAGAACGUCACACCGAUUUUUACGCUUUAUAAAAAAUGGCAGGAGCGAGAAGCCGCCAAUGAUUCGACAGAAACAAAUUCUGUUAUGAGACCUUCGGCGUUGUUCUACUCGAAAUUAGGGCCGAUUUUGAAAGAUGCUGGCAUCACGAGUAUCAAUCAAGUCCAGAGGAACAAAUGGCCACUUUGGGCCCUUAAAAAAUGCUUAACUGAGCUUAUGCAUUGCACCCCAACAUACCUACUGUCUAAGGAGCUUUGGUGCUUCAGCAUCAACGCAGCCCACUGGUGGAACAUAACAAAAUUGUAUUCAUCGUCUUUGGCAGUUAUGUCGAUGAUAGGCUAUAUCAUCGGACUCGGAGACCGCCACCUCGACAACGUCCUUGUCAAUCUGAAGACAGGAGAGGUCGUACAUAUAGACUACAACAUCUGCUUUGAAAAAGGCAAGACGCUGAGGGUACCUGAAAAAGUACCUUUCAGGCUCACGCAAAACCUGAGAGCAGCGCUCGGCGUCACAGGAAUCGAGGGCAUAUACAGGCAGACGUGCGAGAGGGUUCUGGAGGUGUUGAAAUCCGGCCAGGAGACGCUCUUGACACUGCUCGAGGCCUUCGUCUACGACCCUCUCAUCGAUUGGACACCCCUGAACGAAGACGGCUAUACUGGAGCAGUGUACGGCGGAGGACGUGAAUUAGUUUCAGAGACAAAGCAGAGUAAGAAAGACCUCGAACACGAAGUCAAUAGUUGCAUGUUCAAAGUGAGGAUCACCGAGGCAAAACAUCAAUGGCUAGAGAACAAAAGGGUUUUGGAAUACGAGCUGAAUGAUCUUGUCGAUAUGAUAGAGAUUUGGCAGAGGGAUGACUUGAGAAUACGCAAGAGCCAGGAGAGCCUUAAAGAGCGUCAUACACAGAUGGCGCUAUUGAAGGAGGCAGAAGGACAGCCUCAACAUGCGCUGUACUCCCUAGGUGCUCGGUAUGCAAAGCAUGUUCAAGUCUACUCAGCAAAACAGGCAACGCUUCAAGCCUUAAAAUCCAGAAUUCAGGAAUCAGAAAUGUUUCUUAAUCAAUUUCAGACUGUCAUUGCAACGCUGAGAGGUGCGGAAAUGGCACAGUGGGUUGCCGAGGUGAAGCGCAGGCCGCAGUCCGAUGUCUGCCAGGUGUUCGACCUCAUCAAGGAGUUCUUGCACAACGCCGGCCGGAGCCAGAUGGUCCAACAGUGCAACCAGUCGGAGAAAGAAGUAGGCGAACUCUGCGUCCAACAGACCCAGCUCACCGCCACCCUUCUCGACAUGCUCGGCAAAUACUGGGAGAUAUCGCAGCAGUACCCGGCCUCUUAUCUCAAACGACAUCGAAUGAUGCUUUAUAAACUUUGGGCCGAGCAAUUAUGCAAAGACAUGUCGCCAAAAACUUGUGAUCGUAUUCUUGUUGAAAUGAAACAAGAGUUUGCUGUCAGUGAGGAUGCGAUUAGACAAGCUGGGAUGUAUUCAGCAGGUCUGCAUCGACAUACAGCUGAAGCUACUUCCUGGCUCACCAAAGCGAUGCGGCGUGUCGAAGGGAAUUCUCUUUCUUCCCAGCAGGGUGAGAGAUCUGGAUCCGUAUCCCUCGACAGGAUAAUAAAAAGUGGUCAGCCCAGCGAUACAUCAGCAAUAACCGGCGUUGUAUUAACUGCACUCUGCGCCCUCAAUAAAAAAUUCUUAAUGGUCGAAUCUCAAGCAACAAGCGCUGGCGACUGCUUGCUUAAUUUGAUGUCAAGGGAUGGCGAUUGGUUCCUAGACGACAUGUGCACCGUAGCAGGGACUGCUGUUAAACUCUCCCAGUUACUACCAGCCCUGAGCAACCCUGAUGAGAUACCGGCAGACAUAAACGUGGCGUACAAAUGCAUCCAGUGUGCAUUCUCGCAGUACAACGCUCUGCAAGGCCUUCACAAUAACUUCACUGGAAUAAUUCUUGUUGAGGCGAUGCAGGCUUUGCAAAGCGAAGAGCCUUCCGUCGUCGCAAUGGUCGACAAGCUUGAACAGAUAGUCUCUUCCAUAUUGAUACCCCUCAGCGAUCUGCUUAAUCAGCUACAACGACAUUUACGUUUUGUCAUUUUAGGAAUGGAAAGCCAGCAUACGUCUUUCAUGGUACCGGUGGAAUCUCUAAGAAUGCAGUUUGAAGAAUUGCUCUCGCAUGGUGAGGAUAAUCUCACUCAAGGUCAAAUGUUGCUAAUGGGCUUCAACGGACUUUUCACAAACCUCGAGGACGGCAGGGACGUUCUGCUCGGCCAUCUGAAAUCCUUGACGUCGCCUCCUGCUUGGAAAAUCGUAGACCAGAUACGCGAAGCAAUGCAGCAGUAUACCGCGCCGAUCUGCCAGGAAACGCCGAUGGCGAUCAUUGAAUCCAUGUUCUUUGUGAAACGAGUUCAGACGAUGCUCGAAGUGUUAAGGAUGAGCCGGGCGGAUGCGGCGGGCUUCAGGGGCGCGCCAUCUCCCCAAGUACCUCACGACAGGGAGACGCUGACCCGUCCGGUUAGAAAAUACAUAGCGGAAUACAUCAGCUACCAAAUGCUCGGUGUCUUUUCUCUAUCCCUUGCAACCCUUAUCUGCCUGCUCUUGGAAAAAGAAGGCUUCGAUGUUACCGGAGAGGUCGAACAGAAAGACAUCGGCACACAAAGCAGAGUACCUUUGGAUGAAUUAUGCAAAAAGAUGAUUGACCAGCUUGGAAAACCACAGCAAGUGAGGCACGCGUCAGGGGUCGUUUCGCAGGCUGAAGCGAUCUGGCGCCAAGAAGAUACAAGAGCAAGGCUUGAACGUGAGCUCAACAACGCCAGAGCACUCGCGCAUAGGCUUCAGCUUAUGCUGACAGGCCAUCAUUGGCUUCAUGAACACUGCCUUGUCAACUCACCAACGCCGCCAAUAAAUCGAGGAAAUUUCAUGUUGGAGAUGAGAAAAGCGAUGACGACUUUGCUAGCUCUCCAGAGGAAGAUGGAGGAAGUCGUACUCGAGCAGAACAACUUGAUUACGAGCUCGGAGCAACGUCUCAAAUGGGCGACGGGAGCCAACCCGGCCCUGAGUGAAGUCAUGAGUGCUUUCGAAUCGUCAGUCACUGCCAAUAAAGAACGGCUUGAAGCUGAGAAAAACCUGGCCAUGACUGUCGUUAACAUGUGCAGUACCAUACUGACGUACGAAGCUCUGCGUACGCCUACUUCUGAAGCACUUUCUUACGAUAGUGCCUUCGCUGUGUUGGUUAUGGAGUGCAAAAGCACACAUUUACUCAUAACGAGCAACGCAGUCGCACUGAGUUCUGCUGAGGAAGGACUCGUCCUUCUUCUUCCUCCAAAAAGGAAAAUAGACUCAGAAUGGAUUUGCAAAGCUGAAGAACUGAUUUCUGAAUCUGUGCGUAAUCUCAACAGCGAAAUCGAACCGCUUCAAAUGAACCUGCUCAGUUCGGAAGACUGCGUCAAGAAUAAAGCUACGAUGAUAAGAUCUACGAUGUCGAAGCAUCACAGGAUAGUCUCAGACAUAAGGACGCUGUUGAAAGCUAUGGUCAAGUACGAAGACGCAGGCCUGUCUGGGCUCAAUAGUUAUUUGAUGAGGUAUAAAAAAUUCACGGACACUAUAUCGUCGAUGACAAAAAGCGUCGGGAUGGCGACUAAUUUAAACGCCAACUUAAUAAACAAAGCUAUCGAAGACGCUAAAACUCUACAACAACAAAUCGAUUCUAUUUAUAUGGAGCUGUUAGCGUUCAGCGUUUCAGACACGCUGACUAAAAGGCCGCCUUUGGUAAGGCAGUCGACGAUCUGUGAAUCACCGAGAAAAGAGAAAGAAAAGAAGCCAAAGAGAAGAGGAAUGCAAGAGAGGAACGCUUAUGCCAUGAACGUCUGGAGACGAGUUAAAUUUAAACUAGAAGGACGGGAUCCUGACCCUGGCGUAAGAUCUUCUGUGAAACAACAAGUGGAUUGGACGAUAUCGGAAGCGACCAAUCUGGACAACCUUUCCUUGUUGUACGAGGGUUGGACUCCUUGGGUGUGAAGAGCGGGAAUAAGUGUCGGGUCACGCCCGAAAAUUGUGUGCAUUCCUUUUUUUAUGCGAUAACCCUUUAACGGGGGUCCAGUCAAGGAGACCUUUCAGUUUCGUUGAAAGCCGACCAAACGUUCAUUUCAACAUCUUAAAAACAAAAAAACAAAAAACAAAAAAAAUCAAAAAACAUCAAAUCAUUUAAAAAAAAUUGCCA